AACAGAGCUCUGCUGUUUUGUAGUGGAGGAGCAGGAGGAAAAUAGAGCGGGAUUAGGAUAACAACAGAGCUCUGCUGUUUUGUAGUGGAGGAGCAGGAGGAAAAUAGAGCGGGAUUAGGAUAACAACAGAGCUCUGCUGUUUUGCAGUGGAGGAGCAGGAGGAAAAUAGAGCGGGAUUAGGAUAACAGCGGGAAGCAGUGAGUGAAGGCAGGAGAAAGGGAGUAAUACUUUUGAGGAAGGGAAAAAGGAGAAGUAAAAAGAGAAGGAAGGGCAGAUUCUUCUCUCCGGGGUCAUUCAGGUCAGGUGAUAAUGGAGGUGGGAGGAGGCGGUGAAAUCGAAUAGAGGGGACUGAGUUACAUGCCCCCCCCCCGGGCCAUUCAUUAAACUGUCUGGCCUGAACUGCUGGAGAGAGAGCGAGUGGGAGAUAAAUGAGUGGAUGAGAGAGGAGUAAAAGAGCCAUUUAGGAGGGGUAUAGCCCUGCUCUGAUGACCCGUUCCUCUCCGGACCCCCUGUAGUGACACCUGCAUCCAAUGCUCAGCUCCGAGAGGGACAGAGGGAGAGAAUGAUAAAGUGGUUGACUUAGCUGGAUUCCCCCUGCAGAUUAGUGCUGUGCCAACAUGGAGCUAGCUCAUCGUUCACCUGUCACAUUGAUCUCUGCCUCUUUGCACUUUUCCUUCUGGGCUUUGUCUCCAUUUUGCAAUGUUUUCAGUCUGGCAGGUGUGUGUGUGGAUGACUGCACACUUUUGUGUGUUUCUGCUCUGAGGUCAGGGUUAAGCUGGUAAAGAGCUUUUAGAGCUCGGAAGUCUCUGUUGACAUUGACCCGGGACUCAAACUACUAGCCUGCGCUGUCUCUGUUCUUCACCAUGUAUUCAGCACAACUUCAGGGGCCGUAUCCACAAAGCGUCUCCGAUUUUAAUAAUGAAUACGAUUAUAUGGACAGAUCCUAGAUCAGCACUGCUGCUCAGAUAUUUAAUGAACACGGCCUCUGGCCUGUGUUUCUCCUCUUCCCUCGCUCUGUAUUCAGCACAACAUUUCAGCAGUCCAGUGUAAAGAAUGUGUGGGUGCGGAGGAGGCAGACAGACAAACAUUGGCUGGGGUUGGUUGGUUGUACUGGGCUGGAGUGUAGUGGGGCAUGUGUUCUUUAGCAGUCCGAGGGUUGUAAAUGGGUCCGAGGGUCAUAAAAUAUGGGUUUAUGACGCCCUGUCCUUCCACUCAAUUACCUCUAUGAUGACCUCUGCCUCCCAUCUUCUUUCUCUUUUUCCCUCAAACGUUUUGUCUAUGCCCUACCUUUGCUCUCUCCUUGUCUCUCUGUCCCUGUCUCCUUCCAGUGAUUUCCCACACAGUAUCAUUUCCUAAUCAGUGGUGUGUGUGUGCAAUCGAUGCUGUGUGUUCUCCUCUCUGCUUGCUUGCGUCAAACUCUCUUGCAUAGUGACCUCGCUAUGUUUUUCCAAUAAAGAUAAACUAACUACACACACACAUCCGCAGACUCACUCACUUACUCAAUCAAACUCGCACAUAGUGUUCCUGUGUAGGCCAGGAACGUUAUAUUUUUGUUACCGCGGAACCAGUGUGACGUUUCUGGUCAAUGUUUUUGAAUGGGGGAGGGGCUGUGAGAAAUGUUGUGUACCUGGCCUUGGCUCACGUGAGCUGGGACCUCACUCUGUGCCUCCGGUCGAGUGUGUGUGUGUGUCUGUCCUUUUAGAUCAACCUCAAAUGGUCUUAUGACCCACUGAUAAGCGAUGCAACAAUUCUAUCCAGUUUUCUUCUGUGGCCAAACCAAGCAAUGGCAGAAGCUGAAAACUAUGGUGCACUGGUCUCCCUUCGUGUCCUUGAACAAGCGUUAUCCCUGGGUGCAGCUCGCCGGGCAUGCAGGUAACUUCCAGGCGGGGGAGUAUGGGCGUUUGUUGAAGCGCUACUGUGAGUGUGAGCAGCUGUGCCUGUCUAAGCUGAUGGGGGACAUUCUACGGCCCUAUGUCCCUGGCUACUACGGUGUGGUGCAGAGGGACGAACAGGACUACAACCUAAUGGAUGACCUCCUGGCUGACUUUGACUCUCCCUCCAUCAUGGAUUGCAAGAUGGGCAGCAGGACUUACCUGGCGGAGGAGCUACUGAAGGCCAGGGAGCGUCCACGGCUCCGCAGGGACAUGUAUGAGAAGAUGGUGGCCGUGGACCCUGGGGCCCCUACGGAUCAGGAGAGGGCCCAACAAGGCAUCCUGAAGCCCAGAUACAUGCAGUGGAGAGAGACCCUCAGCUCCACUGCCACCCUGGGCUUCCGCAUCGAGGGCAUCAAGAGAGCGGAUGGGACGUGCAACACCAACUUUAAGAAGACCAAACACCGGGAGCAGGUCAUGCAGGCCCUGGGAGAUUUUGUUGAUGGGAACAUUCAGAUCCUGAAAGUCUACCUGCAACGUCUGGAGGAGCUGCGAUCUGUGCUGGAGAAGUCACAGUUCUUCAGAACACAUGAGGUGGUGGGCAGCUCCCUGCUGUUUGUGCACGAUGCGUCAGGCCAGGCCCGUGUGUGGAUGAUAGACUUUGGGAAAACGGUGCCCCUGCCUGCCCCCCUCACCUUGGACCACCGGACCCCCUGGAUCGAGGGCAACUGCGAGGAUGGCUACCUGUGGGGUCUGGACAACCUCAUAGACAUUCUCAGUACCAUGCUCCCCCCCAGCCGCUGAGAAAGAGCGGGCCGUGUGAGAGAGCACAAAGGGAUGGCCUGGAAGAGAGAGAGAGGAGGAGGAUGGAGAGAACACUCUCAUCCUAGUCACAGAUGGAGAAUGAAAGUGGGGAAGAACAAAUGGAACGGGUCAUUACCCACACAACUAGUGUUGUCAUCCCUUAUCACCCUCUCUCAUUAUAAGAGCUAUGACGUCAACUAUCACUGCAGCACGCGGACACACACACGGACACACACACGGACACACUACUGUUCCUUCAUAUUAUCACGAGUAUGAUGAUAAUGUAUUGAACCUUUCCAAUGGGAUAUAUCCUCCUCAAGUGACCAAUGGAGAACAUUUUUAUUUUCAUUAUGGAUCACUUGACUUUCUGCUUUUUUUAAAAACAAUUUUUAUAUAUUUGUCAACACUAGAAACACUGGAAAAAAAGCGGUAUAUGUAAACUUUAUCUGGUACUUCGCCUUUUAAUGUAAAUACAGUUUUAUUUAAUCUGUUUCCCUUCACGAGUAGCCUCUACACUUUGUACUUUUUCUGUGCCUAGAUUUUGGGAUUGGAGGCAGAUUAUUUUUUUAUAUAUCAUUCCAAAGUUUGCUGGAGAGUUGACCCAAAGUCUGUAACAAUUUGUUUUUUGUAAGUUGGAUUGACACCUGGUGAAAACUGGAGGCUGUUGAUUGGCUCUGUCUGACCCCGUGUGGUGUCUGAUUUGGCAGAGUUGACCCAGCAGGGUUACUAGGACCCCUGGGGGUACUUGGUUGAUCCACAGGGGGGUACUUGAGAAUAUUUAAUGAGACCAUAGGCUUACUGGUAAAAAGUACAUGAGGGGGUACUCUGGGCAGAGCAAAAUUCAGCUGUUGCUAUAGUAACCGCAAAUGAUUGGGAACCACUGGACUAAUGGAUCUUAUUAAUGUUUUUUUCUUUAUUUUCUCUCCUAGUGGGCACAUGACUUGGUGGUCAUGGCUAACUAGACUGUAUUGCACAAAUGGGUUCCUCACAAAAGCCAUUGAACAAAGCUAGCCCUGCCUCUGUGUCUCUGAAUAUGGAUUCACUCUAGUGUCCAAGGUUCUUAUAAGCAAACCAUUUUCUGGUGAAUGGAAGUUAAUCAAUCUGCAUAGUUGUGACCAUUUAUUCCUUCAGUUUGGUUCAUACAUUUUUCUGGAAUGGGCAACGAUUGGCCUGACAACUGAAAUGACUAUUUGAACAAGUCACCUGAAACUGGAAUGAAUGACCUACUGUUUGUUAUGACACGUUCAUCCACACGUCAGACUUGUCACUGGAUUUGUAGAUCUGUCAGCCAACAUUCCCAUCCAAGUCUUCCUACAUAGACAACACUGUUUGUGUAUUUAUGGUGUGUGUGUAGAUUUCUAUGUCUAGAAAAUGGAGGCGCUCUGUGUGUGACUGUCAGCAUUGACAUCAUGGAAUUAUGUUUCUUCUGUUGACAUCUCACACCAUAAAAACACAUUCUGGAACAAUAUAUUGUUUACAAAGUAUUAUAUCUUACGUACCAUGUAUCCUCUUCUUCAUCUUAACCUGAUAGUUACUGGCUUUGACUGUUUGGGUUGUUUAUGUGAGGCUGAGCGCUGGACUGUAAUAGGGUUGGGAAAGCCUAAGAUGUUAUAUAGUUUGGAUAAGCCUUUCCUCUGUGCUGUACUUCAGGAGACAGUGCAUUGCAAGAUCACAAAUACGAAUGUUCAGAGGAUUGAGACUGGUCCCUGCUCUCUGUUUAGAAUACCAUUGAUUGCAAUAAACUGGAACUAAGAGCUCAAGUCUUUCUAAUCUGAAA
This is a messenger RNA of Oncorhynchus tshawytscha (Chinook salmon), 4452 nucleotides long. RefSeq names its product inositol-trisphosphate 3-kinase C. Lineage: Eukaryota; Metazoa; Chordata; Actinopteri; Salmoniformes; Salmonidae. The transcript is spliced from 7 exons. Gene Ontology annotation, cellular component: nucleus; cytoplasm. Bases 1740 to 2675 code for a protein of 311 amino acids. The record is from RefSeq and is a predicted model, not a curated record. Gene Ontology annotation, molecular function: inositol-1,4,5-trisphosphate 3-kinase activity; inositol tetrakisphosphate kinase activity. Gene Ontology annotation, biological process: inositol phosphate biosynthetic process.